Molecule: messenger RNA, 2363 nt
Organism: Mobula hypostoma (lesser devil ray)
Lineage: Eukaryota; Metazoa; Chordata; Chondrichthyes; Myliobatiformes; Myliobatidae
Product: protein QNR-71-like
Exons: 11
Coding region: 1-1989 (662 amino acids)
Biological process (GO): cell adhesion
Cellular component (GO): plasma membrane
Molecular function (GO): integrin binding
Source: RefSeq, a predicted model, not a curated record
AUGAAGGGCUGUCUCUGGUUCAGUCUGUUUGCAACCACCUUCCUACUCGUCCUCGAAACAGCUGCCAGCAAGCGCCAUCUGGCUGGAUGGCUCUCUGACAAGAAUGUCUGGAAUGAGCAAGUCUACCCCUACUGGAAGAAGAAUGACAUCCAGUGGAAAAGUUGCUGGAAAGGAGGAAAGAUUGUGGCUCACUUGGGAAAUGAUGGACCUACUCUGGUCAGAGCAAAUGUAACGUUCAGUCUGGUGCUAGAACUACCUAGGUGUCAAAAGGAGGAUGAUAACGGUGACAUCAUUUAUGAUAGAAACUGCAAAAAUGUAUCUAUAUUCUUUCCGGGUCAAUACGUGUAUAACUGGACUUCCUGGAUUGAUGACUAUGGUUGGUUUAACUGCACCAAAUUUUCCAAAUGUAACAUCUUCCCAGAUGGACAAAUCUUUCCCAGACAAUUAGACUGGAGACGCAGAAAUUUUGUUUAUAUUUGGCACACGCAAGGCCAAUACUAUCAAAGAACUGGGGGCACCAGUAUGACCCUUUCAAUCAAUACGACCAACAUCACUCUUGGUGACCAUUUGAUGGAGGUGUCUGUUUAUCGAAGAGAUCAUCACAGAAGAAAAUACACCCCCAUUGCAACGGCAAGUGACCCAUACACUGUUACAGAUCGCAUUCCAACUUAUGUGCAGAUUUCACAAAAAUACCAUCGUAACACCACUGAUAAAGUUUACGUAAAGGAUUUAAAUGUUAUCUUUGAUGUUAAGAUCAACGACCCCAGCAAUUACUUGAAAAAUGCUGCUGUAUCCUAUAGUUGGAACUUUGGUGAUGGGCAUAAAUCUGCAUCAAAAAGCCCAACAAUUAUCCACAAUUUUACCAAAACAGGGCACUUUAAUCCCAGCUUGACUGUUAAAGCAACCAUACCUGUUUCUUGUGAUUCUAUACCAACCACACAGAGGAGUACAACCAAACCAACCACUACAACUGAACCAACCACAACCGAACCAACCAGUACAACCAAACCAGCCACCACAACCAAACCAACCACUACAACUGAUCCAACCACAACCGAACCAACCAGUACAACCAAACCAGCCACCACAACCGAACCAACCAGUACAACCAAACCAGCCACCACAACUGAACCAACUACUACAACAAAACUUACUACAAUGACUAAGCUGUCCACUAGCCCUGAAGCUAACACUACAGUAAAAUUGACAACCGCUGACCCACCUACGACACCUGAACUGACCACUGCAAAUGAAUCCGAGAUGACUGCUACCACCCUGAGCCCAACGACCAGUUCAGAGCCCACAAAUGGUUCCACAACAACCGACGGUCCAUUGCCACUACUGCUGCUGAGGCGAGAGGCUUCUUCUGUCAGCUGUAACCUCUACAGAUACGGCUACUUUGAAACCAACAUCACCGUUGUGGAUGGUCUUUUUGCAGUCAGGAUUGCUGGAAUGACCAAUGUUCACAUCUCCACUGGUUUUCAUCACAAAUCCACGGUGGACUUUGUUGUCACUUGUAAGGGCAGUAUACCUACUGAUGUGUGUAGCAUGAUUGCGGAUCGCUCCUGCAUGGUGCCACAGAGUGUAAUCUGUGAUCCUGUGGAGACUACUGACACUUGUAAACUGACCCUUCGCCGAAGCUUCAAUGCAUCUGGUGUCUACUGUGUGAAUAUCACGUUGAAGGAUAACACCAGUUUAGCAGUUGCUAGUACUCUUGUAUCAAUUGGAGAUUCCAUCAAGACUGCUACAGGUGUGCACAGUGUCCUAAUAUUUGCAUCUUGCCUAGUGGUUCCUAUCAUUGGUGUGGCCUGUUUCCUUUAUAAGCGCUACAAGGAAUACUCGCCGAUUGUUAAACCAGCAAAGGAUAGAAAAGAACAACUGAUGAUGAACAGCGUUAAUACCUGUGUAUACUUCCGUAAGCUGAAUACCACACUCCUCGGUGGGAAUGAUGAGAAAAGCCCACUACUGAAAAAAACUGUGAUCAUUUAAUCAGCAGCUCAUCCAAGCAGAUGUAUGCUUCAGGAAUAGUCUGCUUUUGGUAUGGUUAUGCAUAGGGCUUAAGCAUUACUAAUAUAGAAUUACAUUACUAUCUACUCCUUAUGACUAGAAUACAACACAAAGUGCUUGAAAUCCAAUUGUCAGUCCUUUUCCCACUGCCUGAUGAUUGAAGACAAUUUGUAUUUAUAAAUAUUAUCAAUGUUCAUCUCUUAAAUCUGAGAGUAAUUUUCUCUUACUUUUUUUCCUCAAAUGAACGGUAAAAUUCAUUCCAUUCUGCUAACUAAUAACAUUUUACUCCACGUUUUAUAGAGAUGGCAAAAUGACAGUUCCAUUAUAUUACUCACAAAAUAAUCUGCAGAUGCUGG